Molecule: messenger RNA, 1287 nt
Organism: Dinoponera quadriceps
Lineage: Eukaryota; Metazoa; Arthropoda; Insecta; Hymenoptera; Formicidae
Gene: eIF2Balpha
Product: translation initiation factor eIF-2B subunit alpha
Exons: 10
Coding region: 315-1220 (301 amino acids)
Biological process (GO): translational initiation
Cellular component (GO): eukaryotic translation initiation factor 2B complex
Molecular function (GO): translation initiation factor activity; guanyl-nucleotide exchange factor activity
Source: RefSeq, a predicted model, not a curated record
CAUCUAAGAAAGGUGCUAUUUCAAAUAUCGUGUCGACGAAUAUUGUAGGAUGUGCCAAUUGGCUGUCGGAUUGAAAAUUUUUAAAAUAUCUAGGAAAAAUAUUGGGAAUAACCAAUCGGCAUAUUCGAUAAUACUCGUACGACAUGUGGAAUUAGCACCAGAGGAAGAAUUUGCCGACGUAUCCAGCCAAUAACAGGCCUUGGUGCAGUGAAAAUGAAUAGACCUAACAAAUGAUAAGAUAUAAAACAAGAAUUAACAACCAAUCAAGAUAAUCAAGAAUUAACAACUAAGAGUAAAACUAAUAAAUUAUAACAAUGGAGAAAGAAGAGAUUUCUCAAUACUUUGACAGUAUCAUUAGAAAUGAAACAGACGUAUCUGCCGGCAUGGCUGCUAUUCGUACUUUAUUAAAAGUUUUGGAACAUUCUAAAUCAGAAACGGUUCAAGAACUUCGGGUUUGUUUACAAGAAGCAAUAGAUGCAAUGCGUUCUACAGAAAAUCCUGUUACUGCAAUUGCCUCUGGGAGCGAAUUGUUCCUUCGUUUUAUUACAUUAGCAACGCUGGAUACACCUUCAUUUGCAGUAUGCAAAGGUAUCAUGUUGGGUAGAGGUAAAGCAUUCUAUGAGAAACUUGUUGUUGCGCGAGGAAAAAUAGCCAAGGCAGCAGCACAAUUUAUUACUGAUGGUUCAAUUAUACUCACACAUUCAAAAUCAAGAGUAGUACUGCAAGCAAUGAAGGAAGCUGCUGCUAGUAACAAAAUAUUUGAAGUAUACGUAACAUCAUCAUCACCUGAUAACAGCGGAGAAGAGAUGUGUCGAAACUUGACAAAUCUAGGAAUAUCUUGUACAGUAAUCUUGGAUUCUGCUAUGGGAUAUGUGAUGGAAAAAGUGGAUAUGGUAAUGGUUGGAGCAGAAGGUGUUGCAGAGAGUGGCGGUGUAAUCAACAAGAUAGGCACAAACACAAUGGCCAUCUGUGCGAGAGAAAUGAAGAAACCAUUUUAUGUAUUGACGGAAAGCUUCAAAUUUUCGAGAAUCUACCCUUUAAAUCAGAUAGAUUUGCCCGACGAGUUUAAAUACACGUCCAGUACUUUAAACAAAAACUUAAAGAAAGAACAUCCUAUGGUGGAUUAUACUCCACCGCAAUAUAUCAAUCUGUUGUUCACCGACUUGGGAAUUCUAACACCUUCAGCUGUUAGUGACGAACUUAUCAAAUUAUAUUUGUAACUUUGAGAAUUUGUUAUUUUCGUUUUUGUCUAAGAAAAUAAAAUCCUCCGAGAAGGAAAAACAUGUC